UUCCAUCCAGCACCGACAACCAUGUCAACACUGAACGCCUAUGGCAUGUUCUCGUAAAUAUUGGAAGAAUCGAAAGACGAGGUGGCUUGCCUCGUCUGUGCAUCGAACUUCGACCCGCGUUGACAUCUCACAGGUCGACCCCGCUCCAGGGCUAUUUUCUUCAACAACCGUUGAGAUAUUCCAUACGAAUGCCGCGAUGCUGCGCAAGCUGCUAGACAAGAAAGAAGCGCCUAGAAACAAGUGGCUCUGUCACACGGUUCUCAAUCCAAUCUCCCCCACUACUUACGCGGUCAAGCCCUUUGUCAAGCUCAAGCGCUCUCACGCGUGUUGGGGCUUUUUGUUGGACGCACGAGGUUCAGACUCCAGCCAGCAAAAUGGCUUCCCGGUCGCUUUGUCAAGCGUCACGCUUUCCUUGGCGCCAGGCAGGUUUACUGGGCUCCUUCUGACAGUACGAUGCUGGCGGUGUCCCUUCAUCUUGGGAUUAUGUAUAUGUAAUGACUGUUCACCUCUGCCGCCGUCCGCCCCGCGCCCCAAAUGUGCGGUGCGCGCUUGCUGACUCGUGCUACGAUCUGCUUCUUGAUUCAUCUUUCCUGCUGCGCCAUCGUGGACCGUAUCAAUGAUGAUUCUCCCAUCUGUCCUCACGCUUCCUGCUUUCCUGCUGUCAGCAGCAGGUAUGUCUUUUAGUCAUCAC
Molecule: messenger RNA, 691 nt
Organism: Tilletiaria anomala UBC 951
Lineage: Eukaryota; Fungi; Basidiomycota; Exobasidiomycetes; Georgefischeriales; Tilletiariaceae
Exons: 2
Coding region: 41-556 (171 amino acids)
Source: RefSeq, a predicted model, not a curated record